CGCCCUUCGGCCCCGGAAGCGCCGCGCGGGCCCCGCGCCGCCGCCAUGGGAGUGCCGGCCUUCUUCCGAUGGCUCAGCCGCAAGUACCCGGCCAUCAUCGUCAACUGCCUCGAGGAGAAGGCUAAAGAGUGCAAUGGCGUCAAGGCUCCGAUUGACACCAGCAAACCGAACCCCAACGAGGUGGAGUUUGAUAACCUCUAUUUGGAUAUGAACGGUAUCAUUCACCCUUGUACACACCCAGAAGACAAGCCUGCGCCCAAAAAUGAAGACGAAAUGAUGGUUGCGAUUUUUGAGUACAUUGACAGGAUCUUCAACAUUGUGAGACCAAGGAGACUUCUUUACAUGGCCAUAGAUGGAGUAGCUCCCCGUGCAAAAAUGAAUCAGCAGCGGUCAAGAAGAUUCAGAGCGUCAAAGGAAGGCAUGGAGGCUGCUGAAGAGAAGCAAAAAAUAAGACAAGAAAUUCUGGCAAAAGGUGGCUUUCUUCCUCCAGAAGAGGUGAAAGAGAGAUUUGACAGCAACUGUAUUACCCCGGGGACUGAGUUUAUGGACAAUCUCGCUAAAUGCCUGCGUUAUUACAUUGCUGACCGUUUGAACAGUGACCCGGGGUGGAAGAAUCUGACAGUUAUUUUGUCCGAUGCCAGUGCUCCUGGGGAAGGUGAACAUAAAAUCAUGGAUUACAUCAGAAGACAAAGAGCUCAGCCAAACCAUGACCCAAACACUCAUCAUUGUCUGUGUGGGGCUGAUGCUGAUCUGAUUAUGCUUGGGUUAGCAACACAUGAGCCAAACUUCACUAUAAUCAGAGAAGAGUUUAAGCCAAAUAAACCCAAGCCAUGCUCUCUUUGCAACCAGAUGGGCCACGAGGUGAAGGAUUGCCAAGGUUUACCCAGAGAAAAACAAGGCAAGCACGAUCAGUUUGCAGACACUCUUCCCGUCGCUGAGCAGGAGUUUAUCUUCAUCCGACUCUGCGUCUUGCGAGAGUAUCUGGAAAGAGAGCUCACUAUGGCCAGUUUGCCCUUCACUUUUGAUUUUGAAAGGAGCGUUGAUGACUGGGUCUUCAUGUGCUUCUUUGUGGGCAACGACUUUCUUCCUCAUCUGCCAUCCUUGGAGAUCAGGGAGGGAGCAAUUGAUCGCUUGGUGAACAUCUAUAAGAAUGUGGUGCACAAAACUGGGGGGUACCUCACAGAGAGUGGCUUUGUCAACCUGCAGCGGGUCCAGAUGAUCAUGCUGGCUGUGGGAGAAGUUGAAGACAGUAUUUUCAAAAAGAGAAAAGAUGACGAUGAUAACUUCAAAAGAAGACAGAAAGAAAAAAGAAAGAGGAUGAAGAGGGAUCAGCCUUCUUUUAUUCCCGGUGGACAGUUUUCCCCUCAAGCUCUGGGAAAUCGAUCCAGUCCUCAGGCAAUCAGUAACCCUAGACAAGCUGCCUUUGAGAUGAGAAUGCAUGACAGACAGAAUUCUACAACUUCAUCUCCAAAUACCAGCCUCACUUCUGAUGGCAGCCCAUCCCCGGCAGGAGGAAUUAAGCGAAAAGCUGAAGACAGUGACAGUGAACCUGAGCCAGAGGAUAAUAUCAGGCUGUGGGAAACCGGCUGGAAACAGCGCUACUAUAAGAACAAGUUUGAUGUGGAUGCCUCCGAUGAGAAAUUCCGUCGUAAAGUGGUGCAGUCCUACGUGGAAGGGCUCUGCUGGGUUCUCAGAUACUAUUACCAGGGCUGUGCCUCCUGGAACUGGUAUUACCCUUUCCACUACGCCCCGUUUGCUUCCGACUUCGAGGGUAUUGCAGACAUGCCUUCGGAUUUCGAGAAGGGCUCAAAACCGUUUAAGCCUCUUGAACAGCUUAUGGGAGUAUUUCCAGCCGCCAGUGGAAAUUUUCUGCCACCGACCUGGAGGAAGCUGAUGACAGAUCCGGAAUCAAGCAUAAUUGACUUCUACCCUGAAGAUUUUGCUAUUGAUUUAAAUGGGAAGAAAUACGCCUGGCAAGGUGUUGCGUUGCUGCCCUUCGUCGAUGAGCGACGCCUCAGAGCUGCCCUGGAGGAAGUCUACCCUGACCUCACUCCUGAAGAAAGCAGAAGAAAUAGCCUUGGGGGUGAUGUUCUCUUUGUUGGAAAACACCAUCCACUGUGUGACUUCAUUGUAGAACAGUACAAGACCAAAACCACAGAGCCAGUGGAUAUACCCCCAGAGCUGUGCCACGGCAUCCAGGGGAAGCUGACCCUGAACGACAACGCCGUUCUGCCAGACCAGACAGUGGAGUCUCCUGUUCCAAUGCUGCGUGACCUCACACAAAAUUCCGCAGUCAGCAUCUCCUUCAAAGAUCCACAGUUUGGUGAGGACUUUGUUUUCAAGGCUGUAGUGUUACCUGGUGCAAAGAAACCUGCUCCAGUUCUAAAGCCAGGAGACUGGGAAAAAACCAACAAUGAUGGCAGGCCUUGGAGACCACAGCUUGGUUUUAACCGAGACAGGAAACCAGUCCAUCUGGACCAGUCGGCAUUCAGAACUUUAGGCCACACGAUGCCGAGGGACAGGGGGAUGCCAGCCAUGUAUGCCAACGCAGUACCUCUGGGCACUUACGGCAGCCCGUAUGCCAGGCCGCUUCUGGGUGGCCAGCAGCAGAUUCCCAAGUUGUUGUCAAAUCUGAGACCCCAGGAGUCUUGGCGAGGUCCCACACCCUUGUUCCAACAGGCACCGCAGAGAACCGCCGGGGCCGCCCCUCUGCUUGCCUGGAACCGCAUGCUGCAGUCCCAGAACCAGUACCAGCCCAACCAGUACCAGGGCCUGGGCGGGCCCAUGGGCUACCCACAGAGACCCGAGGAUCGGAUGGACAGGGGCAGACAGGGAAAGCCCUGGCAGGGGAGACCCCCAGCCUUGCACAGCCCCUCCAUCUGCACCCCUGCCCAAAGGCCUGUGCUGUGACUGCAGCCUGAGAAAACACGGUCUGAAGGUAAGUGUUUCAGCCAGCCUCUUCCCCUUCCCUAAGGAAACCUGUCAGCUGCAUGCUUUGGGGAGAGAAGAGUUUCUCCCCAGUAUGUCUUCAACGUAGGUUCUUAGGACUACAUAAACUCUUUCCCUUCAAAUGCUCAUUGGUUUUCUCUGAGCUGAAAAACCUCUUGGAUGCAAACAUUAGAUUCUGACAGCCAGAGAAACAAACAAGUCAGUGAAAGCACAGGUGAAGAUAGCUCCGUGUGGUUAAAGGAAAACCAGUGCAGGUGACAGGAGAACCUCCAAAGCAAUGAUGACUGUGUCACCAGAGUCUGGCAGUGCCACGGAGUGAACACACUGCUCGGCAGCAGCGGGUCACUUUGCUCAUGUGAUUUGUGUGUGUGUGUGUUUGUGUGUAAAAGCACCAUCUGCAUGUGCUGUUGUACUAGAAGCUGGAGUGCUUACAGCACUGUGACACUAGUUUAAAUCCCAGAUAGCUGUAUUAGACUUGAAGCUUGCUGUUUGGGUAAGUCAGAACUGUGACUCAGCUGUGGGAAGGUUACUGACAGGUACCAGGGAAAGAGGAGGAAGGGGGCUCAGCUGCUGGGUAACAGCACUGCCUCCCAGUCCUUCAGCUGGAAAGUCAGGCACAAACUGGGGGAAGUUUGCCUUCUGUUGGAGCCUGGUUCAGCUGCCUUCCAGAAAGGUGUUCAAGACGAGUCACUCUUCAGUGUGUGCUCAUAGUUUUUCUUUUCCUGUCCCCAGCGGGCCCAUCUCCCCAGUACAAACGUUGGUGCAGCACCAUCAGGGUCCAGCGUGGUGGGUGGUUUCUGGGAGUGUUUCUCCCAGCAGCAUAUAGCCCUUACCAGAUGGGUGUCAGUUCUGUGCUGCUGGAUCACAGCCCAGUCUCCUUGGCUUACCCAGCAGGGACUGCAGGUGCCACCCAGUUAAACAGUGUUGUGACACAGCAUAUGUGAAAGUCUCCUUAGAGCAUUUUUGCCACUUAUCCAAGGACACAAAGCUUCAGAGUUCCUGUUCUAGUUGGGAGACUCGGGUUGCACUCACACAACCACUUUUACACCGUGACACAGCGAGGAAGGAGGCUGAGGCAGCUCAUACACUAAAUGUUACUGUCAAACAAAGUUUGCAGGCAAAGAGCCUUUGGCCUUUGCUGGGGAAUGUUUUUGCAGAGCGCUGCCUGCUCCUCUGCCUGGUUUGGCUGCUCAGGACGGAAGCCCAGCAGAAAGAGCCUGUGAGCUGCUGAUGCCGUCCUCAGCAUUGUCUGCAGGAUUACACACUGCUGCUGAAAGGAUCUAUAGCCAGCAAGCAGCCUGCCCCAGCACUCCCAGCUCCUCCACUCGUAUUCCACUGAACCCUCGUUAGCCACGGCCAGAUUCCCUCUUCCUCCCCCCAGCUCCUACCCUGAAGCAUCUUUAGUGCAGAGGAGGCUUUUGAGGCUGGAGUCAGAUUGUCUUCAGCUCUUUCAGUUGUCCUGUUGCUGUUGCAGCGAGAAACAGGCAAAAAGAGAGGCAAGUAUAACACUGUGCACUCUUGCUCUGAGGACACUGGGGAGGCAUUACCAGUACAAACCCUGCCAGCACUGGUUUUGGCUAUAAGCAGAACUGGAAAGCUGGAGUUAGGAUUACAUUAGGCUCAAAGGGGAAGCAGCAGGGCUUGAGCCCUGCCUGUGCUGCCCAGCAAGUGCCCAGUGGGGUCUUUUAAGUACAUUUGAAAUUGGGAUGAGGGCUGGUUUUCAGAAAUCUUUCGUUUUGUGCGACUGGACAGAAGGGGAUCACAGUUGUGCUGAUCCAGAGCAGGGGCUGCUGUGAGGGUGUGGAGAAAUGAGCAGGGAUUUUGAUGCUGGUGGAGCCUGGGUGGUGUUUCGCUGGGGCUGGAGAACAGAGGCUUGGGAACAGUCUUGUCUGCCACACCAGCGCUCUGCCCUGCCCUUUGUGCUGGGUAGUGCAGGUGGAGAUGCUUGCAGAAGGAACUGGUGCUUAAACUAGCUCAGUCCCAGCCUUAAAUCUUCAUCUGUAACAGCCCUGGCUGCAGUCACAAGGGAGACCAGGAGUGGUGGGGCUCAGGGGAGGCAGCCCCUGCCAUUGCCCACCUCUGGGAGGCUGCCCCGUUCCAGGGGGGCUCGGAGCAUGGUGGCAUCUGCAGCCACUUUAUUUGUAUUCACCUGUGUGAUGGUUGUUAAGGACAAAUCUUGCAGCUCAAGUGAAUUUGCUUCCUUAAAAUCCAUCCUUUGCAGUUGUGCUGCUCUCCAGCUGGGGUUUGGCUCCUUAUUUUUUGCUGCCUUUUUUUCCUCCUCUUUUUUUUAUCCCCUGUCAUUUCUAAAGGAACUUUCAGAUGUCAUUAUUUCCUCGGGGCUGGCAGCACUGGAGUAAAAUUAGAAGCUACCUUAAAGGGUUUAGGGUGCAAACCCAAUAAUUGAAUCCAGCAUUGCUUGCCUGUAAAUUUCAAAGCUUUAAAGCCUUGAAAAGGGAUUCAAGUGGAAGUGGUGACACAUAGCAGCAUAAAUAAUUAUCUUUGGUCCCUUUCACCUCUGAAUUCUCUCUUUUUUUGCAGCAGCAGCAGCAUACAGAAGGUGGUCUGGAGAGGUUAAUAAACACGCUGCUACAAAGUGCUCACCAAAUUAAUGCAACUGCCAUGGAUAGGGGCUGCUCUGGGGCAGCGAGUGCUUGGGAGGUGGGGGAAGAGUCUUCCAGCUUCCCAGAAAGCUAAAAGAGAAAACUGCAUGGUGUGGUGCAGGUGUGGGAAGUUUUUAUUUCAGUGUGUGAGACACAGCUGAGCGUGCAGAUAAACGGCUGGUGCGGCUCUGUCAGCCCUCCGAGCAGCCCUUGGGUGCGGGCACGGCUGUGGUUGUGCAACCAGGAGGCAGACAGGCAACUUGCUUCCUUUUAUUUUAAUCAAUUGCACUCAAACCUCAAAGCACACAUAAACCCUCCCUGACGGUGGGAGCGGUGUGUGUCCCGCAGGUCUGUAAGCAGAGGGGUUUCUGUGCCUGUCUGGGUUGCUGAGGAGCCUCCCGGCCAGCCCCGUGAAGGACAGGGGAAAGAUGGGUUUCUCUGGAUUCUAAAGACAUGAAAGGAAACCCCUCUUCCCCUUCCCACCGCAAAACCACUCCAGGAGGAAACAAAGCAGUCGCUCUGGCUGUCCUCAGUGUGUUGCAUUUCAUUAACUUUCUGGUCUCAGCAGCGCACCAGCCUUUGAAACCAUUUGGAAUGUUUCGAGGGGACCCUCGGAGAGCUUCCAGCAGAUUUCUUUUCCAGGGGAUGGUUGAUGUACAGAAUGCUUCACCUAAAUGUAAAUAUUACCUAAAGCAUUGCCUCCUGUGCAGCGAGGCCCGAGGUGAGAGGUUUUUGUAGGCUCUUUGGGAUCUGGUUUGAAAUGAAGGAGAGCUGGAGGCUGCCGCUUCGCCAACAAAUACCAUUUGGUUUUGACUUGCCCCCUGUAAAACACUUACCCUGUAAAAGGCAGCGAGCAGUCUCACAGGCUAAACCAAGCAGCGGGUAGCUGAGGGGAAAGAGCUUUCUCACCCUUAAAAAAGACAAAGAGUGAAGCUGCGAGCGGGGCAUGGCGCCGGCAUCCCCACGCUGCCUGCGGGGUGAGCUCAGCACCGCGGUGGCAGCCCUGCCCUUCAGGUGAGUGUGGGGCUGCAGCCACGGCCCUGCCACGGCUGCUCCCAGCCCCAUGGGGAGCGAGGCCGUGCCACGGCUGCUCCCAGCCCCGUGGGAGCGAGGCCUGCGAGAGGUGCCGGUGCAGGGGGCGCGUUCGGCCGGGCCGCGCUACCUUCCCGUCCCGCAGCAGAGGAGGAGGGAGGCGCAUUGUGUUCCGUGUGGGUCGUGGCGCCUGAAGCUCCCCCCGAGCUUGUUUGCUGUGAUUUGUUAAUCCAAAAAAUAAAUGCUGUGCUUUUGUUUGU
Messenger RNA from Colius striatus (speckled mousebird), 6841 nucleotides. It is a transcript of the gene XRN2, whose product is annotated as 5'-3' exoribonuclease 2. Gene Ontology annotation, molecular function: RNA binding; 5'-3' RNA exonuclease activity. The record is from RefSeq and is a predicted model, not a curated record. The coding region runs from base 46 to 2910 and encodes 954 amino acids. The transcript has 30 exons. Gene Ontology annotation, cellular component: nucleus. Gene Ontology annotation, biological process: nuclear-transcribed mRNA catabolic process. NCBI's taxonomy places the organism in Eukaryota, Metazoa, Chordata, Aves, Coliiformes, Coliidae.